This is a messenger RNA of Vigna unguiculata (cowpea), 3256 nucleotides long. RefSeq lists its product as uncharacterized. Gene Ontology annotation, molecular function: protein binding. NCBI's taxonomy places the organism in Eukaryota, Viridiplantae, Streptophyta, Magnoliopsida, Fabales, Fabaceae. The record is from RefSeq and is a predicted model, not a curated record.
AGAGUCCAAACCUGUGCCCCUCGAAAACUCCACGGAAAGGGAGAACUAACGAAGCAAGGGAAGAGAGAGAAAAAAAGAACGCGUUUCUAGAGAGAUAAAGACAGGGCGGAAAAAAGAACGAACCGAUUAGAGAGAGAGAGCAGUGGGUCUCUAGAGAGAAAGGAGCCAAGGGCGCGCGCGAUGGUUCAGAUCGCAAGGAGGAAGAAGGGACGGCCGUCAAAGGCGGAUCUGGCGCGCCGCUCCGGUGAGUCUCCGGCAGCCGCGUCGCAGCCCGAUCUCCGGCGAAGCCACCGGCGCCGGAGCGUGAGGUACAACAUCAUCGACUACGAUGGCGACUACCUAGACGACGAGGAGGACGAGAGGAGGCGCGAGAAGAAGAAGCUCAAGCUCAUGGCGAAGCUGAACCAGGAUGGCGAAGAAGAGCGUGAAGAAGAAAACGACAUGACGCCAAGCCGCACUUGCGCUGAUACGCCGGCGGAAGAUUACGAGGACGACGAAAACGAACAAGAGGAAGAGCAAGAACAUGAGCAAGAGGAAGAGCAAGAAGAAGACGCAGAUGGCGUGGUAAAGGGCAGAAAAGUAGAAUCGAAAGGGCUCCACUCUAUUUCUGUUUCAGGAACUCCGGUUAUUCUUCAAUCUGGGAUUCCGUUACCUGAUAAGAGGACUCUGGAAUUGAUCCUUGACAAGCUUCAGAAGAAGGACACUUACGGUGUGUUUGCGGAGCCUGUUGAUCCAGAAGAGCUACCUGAUUAUCAUGAUGUGAUCGACCAUCCCAUGGACUUUGCCACUGUGAGGCAGAAGUUGGCAGCUGGAUCUUAUACUACUUUAGAACAAUUUGAGAGUGAUAUAUUUUUAAUUUGCUCAAACGCAAUGCAAUACAAUGCAGCGGAGACUAUAUACCACAAACAGGCACGAUCAAUACAAGAACUUGGACGGAAGAAGUUUGAGAAGUUAAGGAUUGGCUUUGAACGGUCUCAGAUGGAGCAGAAAUCAGAGCAAAAGGCAGGAUCUAAUUAUUUGGUUAAGAAGCAACUGAAGAAGCCUUUAGUACGUACUUCACUGGAACCUGUUGGCUCUGAUUUCUGUUCAGGAGCGACUCUUGCUACUAUUGCAGAUUUACAGCCAACUUCCCAUCCGAUGCAAGGUGGUAGAUGUGAGAGGCCUGGCAAUAUUGAUGGUAUUUUGGAGGCAAAUGCUUUCUGGAUUGAUGCAAAUCAAGAGAAAGCUGAAGACGUUUUAUCAGGGAAGGGCCUUCACUCCAAGUGGGGAAGGAAGUCCGUUGUGCUUGAUGAAAGUCGGCGUGCAUCUUAUAACAUGUCCAAUCAACCAAUUGGUCGUUCAGAAUCAAUCUUUAUGACUUUUGACAGUGAAAUGAAGCAGCUGGUUGCUGUUGGGCUUCAUGCAGAGUAUUCCUACGCUAGAAGUUUGGCUCGAUUUAGUGCAUCUCUUGGACCUAUUGCUUGGAAAAUUGCUUCCCACAGGAUUCAGCAGGCUCUGCCACCUGGCUUUAAAUAUGGUCGUGGUUGGGUUGGAGAGUAUGAACAGCUUCCAACCCCAAUAUUAAUGGUUAAUAAUGAGGUCCAUAAAGGAACUAGUUUGGCCAUGAAGUCGCAUUCAACUAUUGAAUUACCAAAGGGUGACAAAAAUUGUAAGAAUGUGGAAUCCAGCAUUGAGCAUCCUGUAAAUAGGCAGAUGCUAGACGGAAAACAUCCUUUGAUGCCUGAUGUUGAAGGAAAACCUUUCUUUGGUUCUGCUGGAGAAAGGCUAUGUGCUCCGGCCAACAUCCUAAAUCAGGAGCAGAACAACCAAUCCAGGAAAAUCGGCAAACCCGAGAAGAAGGGUUUGAAACAAGAAGAGUUGAAUUCUUUAUCCUCAAGUAAGCAGAAUAACAAUGUCCUGGUUGCAAAGUUUACUAGUAACACUCCUGCAGCAGAGUCCAAGCCCAGAGAGAUGGUGCCAAGGAACAUGUUCAAGCAGCCAGAUGUUAGUGGAGAGUUGCCUAAUGGAAAAGUCACAGAUACAAGUUUGAACAGACAAGUGACUGGUCCAUCACCUGAAAGUACAUCAAACCAAUCAAGCAGGGAGGGUCCUGUUGUCCAUGGGAAGGAGCUGGGUGUUAGUGACCCAGUUCAUGUGAUGGGAAUGUUUGCUGAAAGGGCUCAAAAGCAACAGAAUUCCAAUCAUUCGGUUGUUGAUACUCCACCAGUGACACUAUCGGGUCCAUCCGGGCAGAGAGACGACUUAGGCAAUGCUUCAGCAGCUGCUGCCCGUGCAUGGAUGUCUGUUGGGGCUGGAGGGUUUAAACAAGGUCCAGAUAAUUCUAAUUCACCCAAAAGUCAGAUAUCUGCAGAUUCUUUGUACAACUCCACAAGAGAGUUCCAUCAGCAUAUUUCAAGAAUUAGAGGGGAGUUUCCCUCUGCUGGAAUGCCUUUCCAACCAUUUCAAGCACUUGCUCCUCAAUCUAGUCACACAGGCACUGUUUCACAAUUUCCCAACCGGCCUAUGGUUUUCCCUCAGUUGGCUUCUGCUGACCAAUCUAGAUUUCAGAUGCAGUCCCCUUGGCGAGGACUCAGUCCUCGUAGCCAGUCAAGACAGAAACAGGAAACCUUUCCCCCUGAUUUGAAUAUUGGUUUUCAACCUCCAGGGUCACCUGCAAAACAAUCUUCUGGUGUCCUUGUUGACUCACAGCAACCAGACCUGGCUUUGCAACUAUGAUAAGGCAUUGCUGUCUUGGUAUGGAUGUUUCCAAUUGAAUUGGACUGGUCAAGGAAUUUUUAUUGCAGCUCCUGUCACGGAUGUGGAAUUUGAUCCUUAAAAGGCUUGCAUAUUAUAUGUGAAAAUGCCAAACUCUACCCGGAUUGGAUUUAGCACAAGUUAGCCUGACUCAAAAUGAUUUUGAUAGUGCAGGAGACUGGAUUUAACAGAAAUAACUCAAGGACUUACUAUCAUCAUUUCCAGACGAGGAUUGCCAAAUCAAUGCAACACGUUUCCGUUAACCUAGGGUUGAAGCUGUGGAAAAAAAGGUCUGCAUGUUGACUGAUUAUAUCGGUUGCAGGCAAAAUAUAGUCCUGAUGCCUUGUAUGUAUAUUGUUUACAAUUUGAUUAUAUUUGAUUGCCUGGAUAUUUCGUUUCUUGUGAUGACUACUUGUGUAUCCGAAUUCGUGGUAGGGCAUCACUUCUUAAUUAUGCUAUUAUUUUGUACAUGAGAUUUACAUGUUACUAAUGGAAAAGGAUUGCUUGCGUCUUUUUCUUUGCA